Selaginella moellendorffii is the source of this 557-nucleotide messenger RNA. Its product is annotated as UDP-N-acetylglucosamine transferase subunit ALG13 homolog. Gene Ontology annotation, molecular function: hexosyltransferase activity. The transcript has 2 exons. NCBI's taxonomy places the organism in Eukaryota, Viridiplantae, Streptophyta, Lycopodiopsida, Selaginellales, Selaginellaceae. Gene Ontology annotation, cellular component: extrinsic component of endoplasmic reticulum membrane; UDP-N-acetylglucosamine transferase complex. Bases 25 to 540 code for a protein of 171 amino acids. The record is from RefSeq and is a predicted model, not a curated record. Gene Ontology annotation, biological process: dolichol-linked oligosaccharide biosynthetic process.
UAGAACGUAAUAGGGUUUUUGGCUAUGGAGCCUUCUGGUCGGGUGUUCGUCACGGUUGGCACCACCAGCUUUGAUGCCUUGAUUCGUAUCGUCGACAGCAACGAAUUCCAAGACGUGCUACUCUCGCGAGGCUACUCGUCACUGCGCCUCCAAAUUGGCCGCGGAACGUACCUCCCACAAAUCACGACGCGCGAGCGCGACGACGAUCACCAUCGUCUCCGAGUGGACUACUUCACAUUUGCUCCCAAUCUGGGCGAGCAGCUGAGCAGCGCCGAUCUGGUCAUCAGUCACGCGGGGUCCGGGAGUAUCUUCGAGACGCUACGCGCGGGCAAGCCUCUGGUGGUAGUGAUCAACGAGGAUCUCAUGGACAAUCAUCAGUGCGAGCUCGCCGAGGAGCUGGCGCGCAAUCGAUUCUUGAUCUGUGCAAAGCCGUCCACGCUGGUGGCCGCCGUCAAGGCGAUGGAGCUCGGCACCCUGCUACCAUAUCCUCGCUCCUCGCCCGCGGCCCUGGUGGCGGCAUUGGACAAAUUUCUUGGAUGAAAACCAAAAUUUCUACC